UAAAUGAAAAAAGUUCAAAUUUCAAGAACGACGUCGUUUUCUUUUACCGCCACUCCUUUCUUCUCCUUCCCAAAUUGGUAACUAACUGAUCUCUGCUGGUUUUUUUAUUCAGUUUGUCUCCAAUGUCGAUGGACUCGUACACUCCAUUGUUGGAGAAGACCCGUGUUCCCCAACCAUCACUUCAGAAAUUUGCCGUAAUUACUAUCUUCUCGAAGCUCCGGUCUGCCCCCAAGUACCUGGACUCUGAUUCCGAGCCCGGAAGAGAUGCUAUUUCUCAGUGUCUACACUCUGCAUCGCCGGCUGUCGUCGAUCAGUCCGUUAGAGAGUUAUGUCGUCUUGUUAUGGACACUCAAAUUGAUGUUUCUCGCGGGUUGCUUGAGCUCCAGUCUGCUCUUGAAGGAUGUGAGCCUCGAUUUGUUGACCUCUUCGUGAAAGGGUUGGGCUUUCUUGUUCGGCUAGGGAUUAAGAAGAACAGUUUCAAAUGGAGAUUCAAUUCUCCUACUGAGAACCACCCGUUUGUUAAAGUUCUCUCAAGCCGAUCCGAGGCUCAAUCUGAACUGGUUCAGCAGGUUUUACUGUUGCUAGCACACCACAAGCAGUUGGGGAUGGUUGAAAUUUGUGAUUUUUUGAGACCCUUUUUGAGUUAUUCAAUCUUAAGGAUACCCUUUUCGGAUUCUGCUUCCUCUAUGUUUGCACGGAGUUUAAUAUCAUCGAUGGUGUCUCUGUGUUGCUCCUUUUCUCUUGAGGCCAUUUCUGUCUUUAAGCUGUUAACAGAAUGCCUUCAGCAUAGUCUUUGCACAAAUUCAGAAGGUUUUAGGAAUUUCAUUUAUUUCAUGGAACUUUUGGUGGAUGCACAUGUUGUGGUGCUUAGACAUUUGGCUGGACAAGGAUUGCUGAUUGCUGAGGCUCAACUUUGCAGUUUGGAACUGUUAGAAACACUUCUUUCUGUAUGUUCAUGUCAUAGGUACUCCUAUUGGAUUGAGCCCAUAACUGAGGUCUCCAGGCGUUUAUUCUCUGUUCAGAAAGAACUUGGGUUUCAAUACAUGCCCAAAUUAUCUUCAGCUACUUUAUCCCUAUUUAUUAUCCUUAUUCAGUCAGAGCUUGAUCAUGAACAACUUUCAGUAUUAAAACUCCUCCACUUCCUCUUUAAAUGGAAACAUGAAAAUGAAUCUGUUGCUGGCCAGUCAUCAUGUAUUCUAAGCGAGGAGCUCUUGUUAAUAUUUCCUGUCAUCAGCUUGUUGUCAUCUCCAUCAAAACCUGUCAAAAGAGCAGCAACUGAUUUUCUUAGCAUGUUAGAGAUACUGUUGAUAGAACCUGUUAUAUCAACUAAGGGCAAACCAACGAUGGAAAGGGAAUCGCCCCCAAUUAGCACACUUGGAUCUGUCAUUUUUAGACUUAUGCAGCAUCAGUGGUUUCAGGAUCACAAUUCAUCAUCCAGUUUCUUUUUAAGAUUUUCUUCCAGUGGUGAAAUUGAUGACAAAGAAAUACAUGAUCUACCAAGAUUUUGGGGUUCUCAAUUAAGACAUUAUUGUUUAAGGAUUGUUGAUAGAAGAAAAUCCAUUCUACCGCUUGCUCCGUCUCAAGAAGUUUUUGUAUCUGAAAUGCCCUUGUUUCUCUCUGCUAUUGCUGGUGUUUUGUUGAUGCAUCCAUCAUUAGGGGGUGUUGCUGUAGAUUCUUUAACCGCCAUAUCCAUCAUGGAUCCUAAAAUGGGAACUCAAUUUUUGCUAGCAAUCUUAUUUUACAAUAACAUAUUCACUAAGAAGGAUGAUACCAGCCAAAAUAUGUUGUAUUUUGCUCAUUCAUUUAUUCUGCAGCUAAAACUUUUAGGCAUGCUUCCUGCACUUGCAUCACAUUCUGGGAUGAUACCACUGAUAGUACAAACCAUAUUGCCAAUGCUCCAGAAAGACUCAAAACCAACAUUAUAUGCAACAGCCAUACGUUUGCUUUGUCAGACCUGGGAGAUGAAUGAUCGUGCCUUUGGGAGUUUGCAAGGGGUGUUGCUUCCAAAAGGUUUCACUGAGUUCAAGUCUGAAAGAAAUGUUUGCAUCAGUAUUGCUGCUUCCAUCAAUGAUGUUUGCAGAAAGAACCCUGAUAGGGGAGUGGACCUUAUCUUGUCUGUUUCGGCUUGUAUUGAGAGCAGGGACCCUAUAAUCCAAGCUCUUGGAUUUCAAAGCCUUGCUCAUCUUUGUGAAGCUGAUGUAGUUGAUUUUUAUACAGCCUGGGACGUCAUUUCAAAGCAUGUGCUUGACUACUCCAGAAAUUCAAUUCUUGCACAAAGCAUUUGCCUUCUUCUAAGAUGGGGUGCAAUGGAUGCUGAAGCAUAUCAUGAACCAUCACAGGAAGUUUUGCACAUUUUGUGGGGUAUAAGCACCUCUACUUCCCCUGAUCAGGAGGAAUUUCAGUGGGAAAAGGCGAGAGUCUCUGCCCUAGAAGCCUUGGCUCAGUAUGAGGUAUCACUCCUUGAGCAAAAAAUUCCAGAUUUCAAGAAAGUGUACUCAGAGGUUCUGUUUUCUGAAACAAAUCUGCAUGUACUUAGGGCCAUGGAAGAACUCCAAGUCAAGAUCAUAACAAAUGAGCAUAUAACAAGGAGACGAGUACGCAAGGAAAAAGGAGUAGCAAGAAGUAAAAUUGAGAAGCUGCUGGAUGUAUUUCCUCAGGCGAUAUUUCCAUCAGGGAAAGGAACUAAUGCUGGAGAGUUAGCUGGUGCAGCUCUGUUAUGUCUUUCAGUUACUCCUAAAGAUAUGAAUUCCCAAAGGACAUCAAAGGGACUAGAUGAUGUGCAUACUGCAUAUGAGAAGACACUUCUUGAAUUAGCUGCAUCUCUUCCACUUUCAAGAAACAUUUAUGUUGCUCUUCUUUCACUUCAAUCAUGGAAAACAUUUAUGCAACGCUGGCUAAGAGCUGAUAUUUUAUAUGUUGAUGCUAAAGCUCCAUCAAUCAGCUUAGAGAAAACUACAAAAGCUGCAAAUGACAUUCUGAAGAGAAUUAUACAUAUUGCAAAAGAUGCUAUUCCUAGAUCUUCUGAAAACAUUGCUCUUGCUAUUGGUGCACUUUGCAGGGUUUUGCCUCCAUCUGUCCAUACUGUCAAAUCAGCUGCAUCAAAUUUCCUUUUGAGUUGGUUGUUCCAGGAUGAGCAUGAGCACCGCCAAUGGUCAUCUGCAAUUUCUCUUGGAUUAAUCACUAGUUGCCUGCAUGUAACUGAUCACAAGCAGAAAUUUCAAAACAUAAAUGGACUUCUUGAGGUUUUGUGUAAUACCAAAAGUACUCUUGUCAAAGGAGCCUGUGGAGUUGGCUUGGGAUUUUCAUGCCAAGAUCUUCUUACAAGGGCUGAAGCAACUGAUUACUCAGACUUGGAUGAAGAACCAAACAAGAUGUCAGAAGCAGACUUACUUGGAAAGAUAGUUAGCACCUUAUUGUUCACAAUAUGUCAGUUCACUCAGUUUCCCUCUAAUAUUAUAGAAAGUCUCUCUGCAUACUUCCCAUCGAGCAAAUAUGGUCUACAUACAAAUUUGAAUGCUGAACUGUCACAUGAGAACUGUGAUGACUUGGACGAAGAUAUAUGGGGUGUUUCUGGAGUUGUCCUUGGCCUGGCAAGCUCAAUUGGUGCUGUGUACAGGGCUGGAUUGCAUGAUGCUGUUCUUAAGAUAAAGAGCUUAAUAAUGUCAUGGAUUCCACAUGUAACUUCGUUGGUUGAUUAUUCUGGCUCUUACUCUGAGAGCUUUGAGACACUUCUAUCAGUAGGAUCAUGUUUAGCCUUACCCUCUAUAGUGGCUUUCUUUCUGAGGAUGGAACUGAUGGAUGUGAAUGAAGUAGACCAACUAUUGAACGGUUAUAAAGAACUUAUUUCAGAAUUACUCUCUGUCAAGAGAUCAAGCAUUUUCCAUCAGAGCUUGUUGAUGGCAUCUUGCAUAGGAGCAGGAAGCCUUGUUUCCUGCAUAUUGAAUGAAGGAGUGAACUCUAUUGAAAUUCAGUCUGUAAAAGUUCUGCUAGAUUUAUUCAGAAGCUGUUAUUCCGACACUUACCCUGCCUUGGUCCACCUGGGUGCCAUGAUUGGAAUUGUUAAUGCGAUGGGUGCAGAUGCUGGAACCUUAUUUCAGAUGCGUCCCCAAUCCAUGUUGCUACAACACAAUUCUGAAAAGAAGGUGUCCAAUCAUCUCAUUGGUCCUCUACUUUCAAGUUCUGUAUGCGAGCCACAUUUGACAUCAUUGAUGCAAGAGAUAUUUCUCAUUGCACAGAAUUCUGAUGACCAUGAACUGCAAAAAUAUGCAGCAUGGGCAGUUUCUUUUCUUCGAAAUCAACUGUGGUCGAAGGAACUUCUUAAUGUUGAUACUGGUAUUAAGACCGACAUAACUAGUUUGAAGUCUUCUCAAACGUUUGCCGAUGAUAGUGCAGUUUUGAAGCUCUCCUCAUGGCUAAUGCAUCUCAAUCUUUCUGGGACAGGUAGCACUACACCUAUCGCAACAGUUACAACAGUGUUACGUUGUCUCUCCCGAGCUCCUAGGUUGCCAAGUUUUGACUGGGGAACAAUUAUUAGGCGCUGCAUGAGAUAUGAGUCUCAGGUUGCUGAGCUGCUACAUCAAGAUUCAUCUUAUAGAAAAGGAUCCCUUAGGGAGGAAUGUAUCACAUUCUCACUAGCCCAUGCAAAUCAGUUUGAUCAACUCCUGAAUUUCCUUGAUGAGCUAUCUGAUCUUUCAAGGCUCAGAACACUAGAGCUGAAUAUUCAGUCUUAUCUGCUUAUUCAUCUGGCAGACCUUAUAAAAGUAUUCUCAGGUUCCAGGGUUGAGAAAUUGAUUGACGAUGUGACCGUGUACCUGGUUUCAAUUACUUCAGACCCUUUAUAUGACACAGAUCAGAAAAGCAUGUUGAGAAAUUCAUGUUGGAAGGGCUUUUGUAAGUGUUUGGAUGAAGCUUCAAUUGACUCUUUAGACUACGUAUCUCAUGUUGAGAAAGCCAUGGAGGUGCUCUUUUCUUUGUUGCCCCUGUUGCAAUCUGAUGUCACUAUCAAGAUGGAUCAGGCGAAUUGUGAGGAAGAAUGGUCUAAUGCCGUUAGAUGCUUAGCAAAGGCUCGGCGAACUUGGAUAUUGAACUUCCUGGAGGUGUCCAAGACAGACCUGCUACAACAUGAUCAGGUUAUUGAGGUUCUCAAAAAAAUUCAAGCCAAAGCUAGGUUAACUAGAAUUGGUUGCUUGGCAUCCACUGAGUUGGGCAGACUAAAAUCUCAAUUGUUGAACUUCAAGUCUCAUGGUACAUGGGAUGUGCUGACUGAAGUUGUAGCUGCUUUACAAAGUGCGGAGGGAAGUGUCAAAAGACAGUGGCUUAUUGAUGCAGUAGAAAUCAGUUGUGUUUCAAGUUAUCCGUCCACGGCACUGCAGUUUGUAGGUCUGCUAUCCGGUAGCUGCAGCAAAUACAUGGCUCUUCUGAUUCUUGAUAAACAGGCAGUGCUGAGCGAUUUACCAUUGACACUAACCUCUCUUCUAUCGGAAUCCAGUUGGAGCCACAUCGCCGAAUCUGUUGUUUUCAAUCUUUUGGCUUCAACGGAGCGCAUUCACAAUUGGGUGACACAUAUUUCCAGGGGAGAAGAAUAUAGUAGUGAUGUACAGCCUAUUGAUGAAAGUGAGAAUGAAAUGGGUGGUUUUCUGUUGCGUGUUAUGCUCCAUACUUGCUUAUCUCUGAAAGACUACUUGCCUCUACAAAAGCAGCUUAAGCUUGCUACCAUGGUUGCUCAUUGAUAUAACAUACAUACCUCCCUUGUACACAACUGCUGACCACUAAUUUGCUCAGAGAGAUUACAACUAGUUUCUAUAGACGAAUUAUGAUACUUUUCAUUUUCAUUGAUAUAAAUAUAUAUAUAUUUUCUAA
This is a messenger RNA of Cannabis sativa, 5859 nucleotides long. RefSeq names its product protein RST1. The transcript is spliced from 25 exons. The coding region runs from base 123 to 5729 and encodes 1868 amino acids. NCBI's taxonomy places the organism in Eukaryota, Viridiplantae, Streptophyta, Magnoliopsida, Rosales, Cannabaceae. Gene Ontology annotation, biological process: regulation of post-transcriptional gene silencing. The record is from RefSeq and is a predicted model, not a curated record.